GGGGUCUGAGGGUUUGGCGGAGGGGCAUGUCCGAGUUUGCGUUGGUCCCAGGUGGACCAGUAAUGGGGGAGGGUUUAGGGCCAGAGUCCAGGGCGUCGCCGAGACCCUGAGAUUUGAAGAUAGGUUGGGGGCACGCCCAUUAACCAAGUUUCUGGGGAUGAGGACUGUGACCUGGGUUCAAACCCCGGGUUAGGGUCGUUGAUUUAGUCUCAUUUGAUCUUGCCGUGAAACGGGACUGUUUCCCUUUCCUUCUCCCAGGUUUUGUCUUCGUUCUGGAGGAGAGGGUGUGUGUCAUGCUCUUCUCUCAGUUUGGCGUUCAGGAGGGUCCUCUGAUGAGCUAAUAGGGUAGCACCGUGUCCUCCAGGGAGGGUGGAAGACCGCGCUUCUCUCCAGUGGAGCGUACUGUGAGAUGCGUCCUUGUCACCUGGAAAGAAUGGAUUGGCUUGUGGAUUGAAGUCCAAGGUGUGGUCAGCAGCAGUCUCUUCAAAUGGGGACGCAGGGCAAGGAGGAACUUAGUGGAAGUAGGUUCUGGCUCUCCAGUCUUUGGCCACAACCAGUUUAGUGCCAGAUUAUCACCGUGGUCAUCAAGUAAUUGAGUAAUAGUGGCAGGUGACACUGUGUUUGCCCUUCUAGUGUCCUAUGUCAGGGAGCUCUGUGAAUGGAAAUCCAGGGAAACGGUGGAAAUAGAGCCACAGUGAGAGUGGGUCUGAGCUGGCAGUCAUCCCCUGCAGAACUUUUCACCCUGGGCUUGUUGGGAUCCCAGCUGCUGACUUAAUGAGGCUCCCCAGUGGGAGACUAGUUCUAGAAGCUGUGUGUCCACUGCUGGUUAAGAUCUGUUAUAGUGCCUUGUUUAUUUACAGUGCCCUUAGUGGCCUCUAAUCCUCCGCGGUGCUAUGAGAAGAGCAUAGGAAGUAGGGGUGAAAUGGGCCAGGGUCAGGGUGCACCACGGGUGGUGGUGAGGUCACUGUCCAGGUCUGGGACACAGCUAUUGUGGGAGGAGGACAUGGACAGACACUCUACCACAUCAGGGAACUUGAAUACUGUCUUUGGGUGUGAUGAUGAAGAGACUGUCACCCAGGGGAUUUCGGCUUCCUCUGUGGGUUCUGGAAAGCUUGCUGGAAACAGACUCAAAACGCGAGGUCUUCAAGGAUGUCUGCCGCCACCAUGCCUGACCCAUUUGGCUGCAGCCUCGUGUGUGCUGGUCUGGUGUGGACGGUGGAAGUGUGAUUCUGCUGAAUGUCAGGCCUCUCGCAGUCUCCAAGGCACCAUGAAUGCCAUCGUGGCUCUCUGCCACUUCUGUGAGCUCCACGGCCCCCGCACUCUCUUCUGCACGGAGGUCCUGCACGCCCCACUUCCCCAAGGGGCUGGGAAUGAGGACAGUCCUGGCCAGGGCGAGCAGGCAGAGGAAGAGGAAGGCGGCAUUCAGAUGAGCAGUCGGAUGCGUGCACACAGCCCCGCAGAGGGGGCCAGCGUUGAGUCCAGCAGCCCAGGGCCCAAAAAGUCGGACAUGUGCGAGGGCUGCCGGUCACUUGCUGCAGGGCACCCGGGGUAUAUCAGCCACGAUAAAGAGACCUCCAUUAAAUACGUCAGCCACCAGCACCCCAGCCACCCCCAGCUCUUCAGCAUCGUCCGCCAGGCCUGUGUCCGGAGCCUGAGCUGUGAGGUCUGCCCUGGCCGCGAAGGCCCCAUCUUCUUCGGAGAUGAGCAGCACGGCUUUGUGUUCAGCCACACUUUCUUCAUCAAGGACAGCCUGGCCAGGGGCUUCCAGCGCUGGUACAGCAUCAUCACCAUCAUGAUGGACCGGAUCUACCUCAUCAACUCCUGGCCCUUCCUGCUGGGGAAGGUCCGGGGAAUCAUCGAUGAGCUCCAGGGCAAGGCGCUCAAGGUGUUUGAGGCAGAGCAGUUUGGAUGCCCACAGCGUGCUCAGAGGAUGAACACAGCCUUCACGCCAUUCCUACACCAGAGGAACGGCAAUGCCGCCCGCUCGCUGACAUCGCUGACAAGUGAUGACAACUUGUGGGCGUGCCUGCACACCUCCUUUGCCUGGCUCCUGAAGGCGUGUGGCAGCCGGCUGACCGAGAAGCUCCUGGAAGGUGCUCCGACCGAGGACACCUUGGUCCAGAUGGAGAAGCUCGCUGAUUUAGAAGAGGAAUCAGAAAGCUGGGACAACUCUGAGGCUGAAGAGGAAGAGAAAGCCCCUGUGUUGACGGAGGGUGUAGAAGGGCGGGAGCUGACCCAGGGCCCAGCAGAGUCCUCCUCUCUCUCAGGCUGUGGGAGCUGGCAGCCCCGGAAGCUGCCAGUCUUCAAGUCCCUCCGGCACAUGAGGCAGGUCCUGGGUGCCCCGUCUUUCCGCAUGCUGGCCUGGCACGUUCUCAUGGGGAACCAGGUGAUCUGGAAAAGCGGAGACGUGGACCUCGUCCAGUCAGCUUUUGAAGUGCUUCGGACUAUGCUGCCCGUGGGCUGCGUCCGCAUCAUCCCGUACAGCAGCCAGUACGAGGAGGCCUAUCGGUGCAACUUCCUGGGGCUCAGCCCACACGUGCAGAUCCCCCCCCACGUGCUCUCCUCAGAGUUUGCCGUCAUCGUGGAGGUCCAUGCAGCCGCACGUUCCACCCUCCACCCUGUGGGGUGUGAGGAUGACCAGUCUCUCAGCAAAUACGAGUUUGUGGUGACCAGCGGGAGUCCUGUAGCUGCAGACCGAGUCGGCCCCACCAUCCUGAAUAAGAUUGAAGCGGCUCUGACCAACCAAAACCUGUCUGUGGAUGUGGUGGACCAGUGCCUCGUGUGCCUCAAGGAGGAGUGGAUGAACAAAGUGAAGGUGCUUUUUAAGUUCACCAAGGUGGACAGUCGACCCAAAGAGGACACACAGAAGCUGCUGAGCAUCCUGGGUGCGUCCGAGGAGGACAACGUCAAGCUGCUGAAGUUCUGGAUGACUGGCCUGAGCAAGACCUACAAGUCACACCUCAUGUCCACGGUCCGCAGCCCCACGGCUUCGGAGUCUCGGAACUGACCCGCCCCACACACCUGCCCGAAGACGGGGAUGGCUGUCCGCAGACUCCUCCAGCCCCGCGAGAGGAACUGUCCCUUGAGUUUCUGAACUGCUGGGAGGAGCUGUGUCCCAGUAAGGAAGGGAAACCGUCCGGGCUUGGCUCGGCCCUCUGUCAGGUUUGGGGCCUGUGUGCUUCCCACACCCUCCCUCAAGCCGUUGGAAUCGCUGAAGAUGGCAGUGAAAGGCGGAGGGAUGGUGGACUCUGUGUUCAAACCCCUUGGAGAGACGCUUAGGAGGACAGCUUGUCUCUCAGGCCCCUUGUGGACUUAGAUCUCAAAACCCACAGGAGAAACAGGUCCAACUCGGCAUGCAGUCGCAAUAACAUAUCCUCUCCCGAGGUUAACAUUCAAGCGUUUCUAUUUUGAAAUUCAGCAAGAGUUUCUGGGCCUCAUGUUUGAGUGUACAUUUUGCUGCGUUGUGAAUAUUCAGCACAUUGCCAGCUCUUGGUCACUGAGUGAUUGAGUUAGGGCUCCGCGAGAGACUUUGGGGAGUGAAGUGGACCUGUUCCGCAUCUUCCGGUCCUCUGAAAUGUGUGUUCUGAAGCCAUGGGCUCAUCUUCUGGGGUGUUCCCCUGCAGGUACUGGUGAAGGUAACCUGGGGCUUAACAAUGGAGCCCCUGAUGGUUUAUUUUGCUCCACAUAGGUUGCUGAGGGGUCAGAGCAAGCAUCUGACUUGUGCAGUCCCCUGGAUAUGGUGAGGCCCACCAUGCUUUUAUUCUGUAUCGCUUUUGUCUUUAUUGUGGCUUUCAACAUUUACAUUUGGCUACCAAUAACUAUUUUCAGAGGGUGGUGAUUGAAAACAAUUUCAUCAUCCCACUGUACUUUUUUGUUUUUGAGACGGAGUUUCACUCUUAUUGCCCAGACUGGAGUGCAAUGGCGCAAUCUUGGCUCACUG
Cercocebus atys (sooty mangabey) is the source of this 3940-nucleotide messenger RNA. It is a transcript of the gene FLCN, whose product is annotated as folliculin. Gene Ontology annotation, biological process: positive regulation of TORC1 signaling; positive regulation of GTPase activity; negative regulation of transcription by RNA polymerase II. Gene Ontology annotation, cellular component: cytosol. The transcript is spliced from 13 exons. NCBI's taxonomy places the organism in Eukaryota, Metazoa, Chordata, Mammalia, Primates, Cercopithecidae. The record is from RefSeq and is a predicted model, not a curated record. The coding region runs from base 923 to 3007 and encodes 694 amino acids. Gene Ontology annotation, molecular function: GTPase activator activity.